Hyaloperonospora brassicae is the source of this 3672-nucleotide messenger RNA. The record is from the annotation of a GenBank genome assembly. NCBI's taxonomy places the organism in Eukaryota, Oomycota, Peronosporomycetes, Peronosporales, Peronosporaceae.
AUGUGGACCGUGCUCUUUGGCGACCCCGAGCGAGCCGAAGAAGAAGAGCAGGAAGAGCGAGACGUAGCAGCUGCGAGUGCACCUGCCGCCGCCGCCGCCAAGGCGCACGCGCUGUUGCCAAAGGCCCCGACGCCGCCCGUGACGCCCGUUGCGUCUCCUGUACCGCUUGUUCCUGUUGUGGAUCCGCACGUGGGCGCUCCGAUUGAAGUGAAGCACAUGAGUCGACGGGAGGAGAGCGAGGACACGGCGAUGGCCAUGCUGCUCAAGCGACUGAACAAGUUGAUGGUGAAAGUCGGACAGCACGAGUUUGAAAAGAAGACGCUGGUGGAUCAAAUGGAGAAGGAGAGAAAGCUGUUGAUGGUGCAGAUUGCAGAGCUGAAGCAACAGGUGGAGGAUGUUAAAGAUCAGAACGUGCAGCUGCAAUAUAAAGUCGAGUUUACGUCGGAGCCUAUGCUAAUGGAGAAGGUGCAGGAUAUCACGGACAUGCGUGAUGCGCUGGCUGAUGUGAAGAAAGAGUUGGAGGCUGAGCUUCAAGAAAAGGAGAAGGAGCUGAAAGAGCUGAGAAAUGGCUUGAAGGCAAAGGAUAAGCAAGUCAGUGAAGUUCGAGAGGAGUACGAGAAGCAAAUGAGUGACUUUGAAGAGCAGCUGAAAGAGAAGGAGCUGGCGGCGCAGACCGCCGCAGUGCAGAAGGCAGAGCUUGGUGCAUCUUUGGCAGAGAAAGAGCACGCUCUGGGUGUAGUUGAGGCGUCCAAGGCGGAGCUGCAACGAAAGCUGGAGGAGGUAUUGUCUCGAGAUGAGAUGAACGCUAAAGAACUUGAACGAGUGCGGCAGGAGUUGGAGGAUGUUGUUUGUGAGCAUGAGCGUAAGGGGCAGCAAGCGCAGACUGGCGACCAACAAAAGCUGGAGGCGUUGGAGAAGCGCGCACGGGAGCAAGAAGCACUUGCUGCCGAAAAGGCGCAGGAGCUGGAAGACUAUAAACACGACUGCGUUGAGCUGUGGAAGACGAAUGAGGAGCUAAAGCAGCAGAUUGCAUUCGCGUCUACCCAAGCCAUGACCGAGCAGGCGGAGGUUCGAGAAUAUGCGUUGUCAGGUCAAAAUGGGCUACAAAACAAGGUGGCCGAGUUAGAAAGCCAGCUUGAAGAGCUGCAGGUACAGCUGGGUCGAAAAGACCACCAAAUCAUGGAGUUGCAGACUGAGAAAGAGAGCCGCGCUGCCGAUGAUGAAGUAGGUGUGGCUUCGGGAGAAGACGAUGACAUAUUUGUGGUAGUCGGAGGUGGUGAAGGCGCUAUUGGUGUGCUGACCGAGCAGGUUGCUACUGCUCAACGCGAGCUGACCGAGUCAAUGGAGCUGAACUUGCACUUGAACAACCGCAACGCUUGGCUGGAGGAACAGUACCAAAUGCUGUCUUCCGUGCAGUCUGAGGGUGACGACGAGCAGGAAAGUGCAGGUGUUGUGAAGCACUCACUGGAAGAACGCGUUGCAGCACUAGAGCAGGAGCUGCAAGAAGCUCAGCGUGCUGCGAACGAGAAAGCGGAGCACGUGUCAAACUUGGAGCAGAAUUACAGCGCUCUUUCGACCGAGUUUGAUCGCCUUCGAUCCGCGUACAGCGCUCUGGCUGAAGAAAAGCAAGCCGACGAGGUUUUGCUGAACAACCUUGGACAGGAGCUGGAUUCGCUUCGCUCUUUAGAGGCGAGCGUUGUUGAAAAGGAUCAAGCGCUUUUCGCAAAGGACCAGGAGAUAGCUAGACUUCGCGCAGCGAACGCCGCACUUUCUGACGAUGUCGAGCGCUUACGCGAUACCGCCGGCCAACUGCAGCAAACUCAUGAUUCGCUGAUACAGGCGCAGAAGAGUCUUGUCGAAGCCGAAGAUACGAAAGUAAAUCUUGAGCGCGAGUUGGUUGGGCUGCGGGAGAUCUCUGCUGCUGCGUCAAAAAGGGAUGAGCAUGCUGUUGUGGUUCAGAACGAGCUUAACCAAGUUCGGUCAGAAAAAGAUGUUUUGUCUGCGGAGCUGGCCCGGUCUCAGUGUCAUAUCAACGAGUUACAGCCACGGAUCCACGAACUGGAAGGUCUUGUGAGCAAUUAUACGAGUGAGAAGAGGUCACUGGAGCAACAGCUACAAAACUUGCAGGAGAUGGCACAGGAGAACAUGGAAGGGUCCUUCGAGCUCCAGUCCAGCUUAGAAUCUACAAUGGAAGAGUUGGAGAAGACUCAAGUUGAACUGCGGGCUAAGCAGGAGAAGUAUGAGAGUCUUCAACAGGAAGCUGAGACAGCUAAGCAGUCGUCUGUAUCUCGCAAUGAGCUCGAUCGUGCCCAGAGUGAGAUUACAAGCUUGGAACAAAAGAUCCAUCACUUCAACGAUCGGGAGCAGUCUUUGACUCAACAGUUGCAGGACGCGGUACAAGCUAAGGACAAGGUUGCUGCGGAAUUGCAGAUGGUGUGCUCGGAGCGCAUGGCAGCUAAUGAUGAACAAAAGAAGCUGAAGACAUUGUACGAAGAGGCGGCAGCGCAGCUUACUUCCGCCCAGUCCUUGGCAAGCGAGCUGCAACGUUCGAAUGACGACCUUACGCAUUCACUGGAGCAGGCCCGUGCCAAGGUAAUGCAAACUGAGAAGCAAGUCAAUGCGAUGCGUGCGGAGCAUGGCGAUACACAGAGACUGGUCGAGUCGCUGACGAAGAAGAACCUCUCGCUGGUGUCCGAGAUCCAAAGCAUGCGAGACGAAGCCGACAGUCAGCAGAAGGUGGCACGCGGUCAACUUGAGCAGCUGAAAGUGGUGCAUGCUGACCUCGAGCGUCAACACGCAGAUGCUACUCAGGCACUCCGCGAUAAGGACGCUGAGGUUGCUACUGUAACUCAGCGCAGACAGAAGGACGUGGCGCAACUCGAGGACCUUGUCAGUCGCUAUAAGGCAGACAGGCAGAGUUCGGAGCAGAGGCUGUCACAGCUCAAUGCUGAAUGUGAACACCUUCGUCAGGCCCAUGGUGAGUUGAAGGCGACGACGGAUCGCUCUCGGUACGAGCUGGAGCAGAUUCGUGCGCAAUUACAUGCGACUACGCAAGAAAAAGCGUCGCUAGAAGCGGAAGUCGACCAGUUGCGCGGUUUGGAUAAAGAAAGAGCACAUUUGCGUGAGGAUCUGGAUGAGCAUAAACGCAUGAACCAGAGGCUAGAGGAAACGAACCGGGACUUGGAAGGCUUGCUGCAGAAGUCCAAGGCAUACUGUGAAGAGCUGUCCCGCGACAGCGAGGACAAGAUCAGUCGUGUGCGGGAGUUUACGCGCCACGUCGAGCAGGAAGCACGCGACGAGAUCGACCGCAUCGCGCACGAAAAUGGUUUGCUUCGAGACGAGUUGGAGCAUCUAGCUCAGACUCGCUUUGCGGAGACGAAUGCGUUCGACGAGGUUCGCGUGAAGCUUGCUGAGCUACAGGCGGAAAACAAUGUGCUGUCGGCGCGUGCUUGUCGUCUCACGCAGCAGCUGUCGCAGUACACGGAUCUUCCGGAAGAUGACGAGUUGGCAGCGGGAGGACAAGGUCAAGCGCCGGAUCUGUGGAAGCUGCUGUCAUCAGGCAUGGAGCAGCUGAAGGCUGACCUGGAGCUUGCCAGUAAGUAUGCGGCUAGCAUCGACACUGGUAGCGUCGAUGGCGGUAUGGGGGACGAAUCCUUUACAAAUGCGAACUAG